AUAAAGUCUCCCUAGUGGGGGCUGGGAGGAGCAGACCCAGGCUGUGGGGCCAGAGAGCCACACCACAGAAGCCCAGACCUCAAGCUCUGUCCAGCGGAGACCGGAGACCAUGGCGGAGGCAGAGGCCGUGCAGCUGAAGGAGGAAGGGAACGGGCACUUCCAGCGCCAGGACUACAAGGCCGCGGCCAGGAGCUACAGCCAGGCCCUGAAGCUGACCAAGGACAAGGCCCUGCUGGCCACGCUCUAUCGGAACCGGGCAGCCUGUGGCCUGAAAACGGAGAGCUACAUGCAGGCGGUGUCAGAUGCUUCCAGAGUGGAGCUCCGCGUGCAGUUCUCCACAGACUCCAGGGUGCAGACGAUGUUUGAGAUCCUCCUGGACGAGAACAGCGAGGCUGAGAAGCGCGAGAAGGCCGCCAACAACCUCAUUGUCCUCGGCCGUGAGGAUGCGGGCGCCGAGAGGAUCUUCCAGAACAACGGGAUGGCCCUGCUGCUGCGGCUCCUGGACUCCAAGAGGCCCGAGCUGGUGCUGGCCGCCGUGCGGACCCUGUCUGGAAUGUGUGCCGGCCACCGAUCCAGGGCCACAGCGAUUCUGCACGCAGUCCGGGUUGACCGAAUCUGCAGCCUCAUGGCCGUGGAGAACGAGGAGAUGUCUCUGGCCGUUUGCAACCUGCUCCAGGCCGUCAUUGACGCUCUGUCCGGGGAGGACAAGCAAGAGCUUCGAGGGAAGGAGGUGGCCCUGGUUUUGGAUACCAAGAAAGACCUGAAGCUCAUCACCAGCCACCUGCUGGACAUGCUAGUCAGUAAGAAGGUGUCCGGCCAGGGCAGGGAUCAGGCCCUGAAUCUGCUCAAUAAGAACGUGCCCAGGAAGGACCUCGCCAUUCACGACAACUCGCGCACCAUCUACGUGGUGGAUAAUGGGCUGAGAAAGAUCCUGAAGGUGGUGGGGCAAGUGCCUGACCUGCCGUCUUGCCUGCCCCUGACGGACAACACCCGCAUGCUCGCCUCCGUCCUCAUCAACAAGCUCUAUGACGACCUGCGCUGCGACCCCGAGCGCGAGCACUUCCGCAAGAUCUGCGAGGAGUACAUCACGAGCAAGUUUGACCCGCAGGACAUGGACAAGAAUGUGGGUGCCGUCCAGACGGUGUCGGGCAUCCUGCAGGGCCCCUUCGACCUGGGCAACCAGCUGCUGGGGCUGAAGGGCGUGAUGGAGGUGAUGGUGGCCCUGUGCGGCUCGGAGCGCGAGCAGGACCAGCUGGUGGCGGUGGAGGCCCUCAUCCACGCCUCCACCAAGCUCAGCCGCGCCAGCUUCAUCAUUACCAACGGCGUGGCGCUGCUCAAGGAGAUCUACAAGACCACCCAAAACGAGAAGAUCAAGAUCCGCACGCUGGUGGGCCUUUGUAAGCUUGGCUCUGCGGGCGGCACAGACUACGGGCUCCGGCAGUUUGCUGAAGGGUCCACAGAGAAGCUGGCUAAGCAGUGUCGCAAAUGGCUGUGCAAUGCAGCCAUCGACACCCGGACCCGGCGCUGGGCGGUGGAAGGCAUGGCCUACCUCACGCUGGAUGCUGACGUGAAGGACGACUUUGUCCAGGACAUCCCUGCCCUGCAGGCCAUGUUUGAGCUGGCUAAGACCAGCGACAAGACCAUCCUGUACUCCGUGGCCACCACCUUGGUCAACUGCACCAACAGCUACGACGUCAAGGAGGUCAUCCCGGAGCUGGUGCAGCUGGCCAAGUUCUCCAAGCAGCACGUGCCUGAGGAGCACCCCAAGGACAAGAAGGACUUCGUAGACAUGCGGGUGAAGCGGCUGCUGAAGGCCGGCGUCAUCUCUGCACUGACCUGCAUGGUGAAGGCCGACAGCGCCAUCCUCACAGACCAGACCAAGGAGCUGCUGGCCAGGGUGUUUCUGGCACUGUGUGACAACCCGAAGGACAGAGGUACCAUCGUGGCCCAAGGUGGUGGCAAGGCCCUGAUUCCCCUGGCCCUGGAGGGCACCGACGUGGGCAAGGUGAAGGCAGCUCAUGCCCUCGCAAAGAUCGCUGCCAUCUCCAACCCGGACAUUGCCUUUCCAGGGGAGCGAGUGUAUGAGGUUGUGCGGCCCCUGGUGCGUCUCCUGGACACGGAAAGGGAUGGGCUGCAGAACUACGAGGCCCUCCUGGGCCUGACCAACCUGUCGGGGCGCAGUGACAAGCUCCGGCAGAAGAUCAUCAAGGAGAGGGCCCUGCCAGACAUUGAGAACUACAUGUUCGAGGAUCAUGACCAGCUGCGGCAGGCGGCCACGGAGUGCAUGUGCAACAUGGUGGUCAACAAGGAGGUACAGGAGAGGUUCCUGGCCGAUGGGAACGACCGGCUGAAGCUGGUGGUGCUGCUCUGCGGGGAGGAGGAUGACAAGGUGCAGAACGCAGCCGCUGGAGCCCUGGCCAUGUUGACAGCGGCACAUAAGAAACUCUGCCUCAAGAUGACACAAGUGACAUCCCAGUGGUUAGAGAUCCUACAGCGACUGUGCCUGCAUGACCGGCUGUCCGUCCAGCACCGGGGCCUGGUCAUCGUCUACAACCUCCUGGCAGCCGAUGCUGAACUGGCCAAGAAGCUGGUGGAGAGCGAGCUGCUGGAGAUUCUGACGAUCGUGGGCAAGAUGGAGCCCGACAAGCAGAAAGAGGAGGUGAUCCAGACGGCCCGGGAAUGCCUCAUCAAGUGCAUGGAUUACGGCUUCAUUAAACCCAUGUCCUAGAUGGGGGGCCUGCAGGGGUCUGAGCUGGCUCCUCCCCCAUCAGUUCAGCUAGUGCUCAACACACCGGAAAGUCUGUUUGUUCCCUGAGUUGGGACCCUUGCCCUCUGCCCUGGGAGCUUCUGUGAUUCAAAGGCUCCCUUGCUCUGUGCCUCCUUCCCACCGCUUGUCCCAGAAAGCCCCAGCGUGACUUUCACUGCUGGCUGGAAGAGAA
Messenger RNA from Echinops telfairi (small Madagascar hedgehog), 2939 nucleotides. RefSeq names its product unc-45 myosin chaperone B (gene UNC45B). Bases 110 to 2728 code for a protein of 872 amino acids. Gene Ontology annotation, molecular function: Hsp90 protein binding. NCBI's taxonomy places the organism in Eukaryota, Metazoa, Chordata, Mammalia, Afrosoricida, Tenrecidae. The record is from RefSeq and is a predicted model, not a curated record. The transcript is spliced from 20 exons.